This is a messenger RNA of Megalops cyprinoides (Indo-Pacific tarpon), 1668 nucleotides long. It is a transcript of the gene gatad1, whose product is annotated as GATA zinc finger domain containing 1. Gene Ontology annotation, molecular function: zinc ion binding; sequence-specific DNA binding. Gene Ontology annotation, cellular component: nucleus. The transcript is spliced from 5 exons. The record is from RefSeq and is a predicted model, not a curated record. Gene Ontology annotation, biological process: regulation of DNA-templated transcription; chromatin organization. NCBI's taxonomy places the organism in Eukaryota, Metazoa, Chordata, Actinopteri, Elopiformes, Megalopidae. Bases 252 to 989 code for a protein of 245 amino acids.
GGUCCGCACAAAUCCAAUGCCUGAGAAUCUUUCUUUCAGAACGAAAUGUUGCUAGCUAGUUAAAUUAAUCAGAUGGCCACGUGUUUUUUUUUUUAAAACUCUGUGACAAGUAAGUUAGGUCGGUAACUAUUUGGGUAGCUGGUGUGCUCUAGCUGAUUCUGCUAAACAAAGUUAAAUAGACAUUGCGAGUGAUUUUUAUUAGCUAGCUAGUUAGCAUCUCCUGUACACAGCGCUGGUUAUAUGUAGGGAAAAUGCCGCUAGGUUUAAAACCUUGCUGUGCAGUUUGUAAGACAAACACGUCUUCCAUGUGGAAGAAAGGAAGUCAGGGAGAGAUUCUGUGCAAUAACUGUACAGCGAAAAGUUCCAUCAGCGGAGGGACAGGACCAUCGGCCUCCUCCAACACGCAGCAGAAUAAUGGCGGCGCUAAGCAGUCGAAGCAGGAGAUUCACCGGCGGUCAGCACGCUUGAGAAGCACUAAGUAUAAGGCACCUGCCUCGGAGAAAAAGGUAUCUACGAAAGGAAAAGGGAGAAGACACAUCUUCAAGCUGAAAAAUCCAAUCAAAGCUCCAGAAUCAGUAUCUACAAUCAUCACGUCAGAGUCCCUUUUUUACAAGGGAGUUUACUUCCAAAUAGGUGAUGUUAUCAAAGUAACAGACGAGGAGGACGGAAAGCCGUACUAUGCCCAGAUUCGAGGCUUCGUGCAAGACCAAUACUGUGAGAAGAGCGCUGCUCUGACCUGGCUAAUACCAACGCAAGCCAGUCCCAAAGACCACUUUGACCCGGGCACUUUCAUCGUAGGCCCAGAGGAGGAUCUUCCAAGGAAGAUGGAGUACCUGGAAUUUGUGUGCCAUGCCCCCUCUGAGUAUUUCAAGUCUAGGAGCUGUCCAUUCCCCACCAUUCCUAUCCGUCCAGAAAAAGGCUACAUUUGGACUCAUAUCGGACCCACGCCAGCAGUCGCAUUUAAGGAAUCUGUUGGUGGCAGUAAUUAGCCUAGUAAGCGUUGACGCUACAGGCUAUGCCCAUUCAUGUGAACUGUUGGAUAAAGGACCAUUAUAUGUAACAUAAGUAAACCAAAUUUGGUGUCUUCUGUUGGAUUUAAAGAAGUAAAUUAGGUUUUGUAUGUUGAGUGUCAUACUCCCUCUUUACUAAGUAUUCACAUCUGAAGCUCUGAAAGAAUUGGUUAAGAGACAUGCACUCUUCAUUUUGUACAGAGGAAUAUAUUACCAAACUGACUCCAGAUUUCCUUGUUCCCUUAGUCCGGUCAAAUCAGCUUUUACCAGAACCCGGAUUCAUUUUCCAGCACGCAUUAAAAUGAAAAGGUUAAGGAUAAAAAUGUGGUGCUGUAAACGUGUCCAGGGCCUUACUAGUAUGUGGUUGUAAUUUGUAAGUAAAAUGUCUGAAGGUUCCUUCACAGGAAGGCUGUUUACUAUAAUAGUCCAGUGGUGCAGUUUUCAUGAUUUAACUCCCGUAAUGAGGGGUGACAGACUUGAGAUGAAGGCUAAUUAUUUAGUUUCAGUAGGAUGAGGAUAGACUGGAUUUAUAGGUGGAUUUGUAGCUGUAACCUUCUUAGUUUUAUCUGGAAAGAGGGUUGGCACAUCGUCUUAAUGUUGGAAUACUGCAUAUUCAUUAUUAAAUGUUCAUUCAUGCUCAGCCAUGGGUUUUUAACAG